Molecule: messenger RNA, 1968 nt
Organism: Exaiptasia diaphana
Lineage: Eukaryota; Metazoa; Cnidaria; Anthozoa; Actiniaria; Aiptasiidae
Product: probable ATP-dependent RNA helicase DDX46
Biological process (GO): mRNA splicing, via spliceosome
Cellular component (GO): nucleus
Molecular function (GO): nucleic acid binding; RNA helicase activity; ATP binding
Source: RefSeq, a predicted model, not a curated record
GGAGACAAAGAGUCAUCUGAUGCAGUUGACAAGAUUUCAGAACAAAACCAACUGGAUCUUGAGAUGCAGAAAAGAAGAGAAAGGGUAGAGGCUUGGAGAGCUAAGAAGAAAAAGGAACAAGACCUCCAAGACGCUCAAAAAAGAGUUGAAGAAAUAAAAAAGAAGAAAGCUUGGAGUUUAGAAGACGAUGAAGAAGAUGAUGAAGCAGAUAACGUGAUUGAUGAUGAAGAYGAGGAAAAUAAAGAUGAAAAUCAAAAAGAAAAUAUUUCCAAUGGCAGCAAGAAAGAAGAGGAGGAAGAAGACAUUGAUUCUCUUGAUGCAUUCAUGGCAACUGUAAAUAAAGAGGUGAAGAAAGUUGGUUCCCUUGAACAGAAAAAGCUUGGUAAAGGAAAAGCAACUUUUGUUACCCAYGUUGUAUCGAAAAAACCUGCGGGAAAGGUUUCACAAGGAAAUAAAGGAGAAUUGAUGGAAGUGAAUCCAGAUGCAAUGGAGUACUCAUCUGAAGAAGAGAAAGAGGAAGAAGAUCUGGAAGCAACCUAUGCAGGCUACAAAACUAAGAAAAAAAAGGAUUUACAACCAGUUGAUCACAACAAAGUUUAUUAUUCAACAUUUAGAAAAAACUUUUAUGUUGAAGURCCUGAGCUUACAAGGAUGACUACAGAAGAAUUGGAGGAAUUCAGAUCAAGUCUUGAAAACAUACAAAUCAGAGGGAAAAACUGCCCCAAACCUGUCAAAACUUGGGCRCAGACUGGAGUGAAUUUAAAAAUUUUAGAAGUAUUAAAAAAAAAUAGUUACGAAAAACCAACACCAAUCCAAGCUCAAGCAAUCCCUGCAAUCAUGUCAGGACGGGAUAUGAUAGGUAUUGCUAAGACUGGAAGUGGUAAAACAUUGGCAUUCCUGAUUCCUAUGUUUAGACAUGUCAAGGAUCAACCUCCAUUAGAACGAGAUGAAGGCCCAAUUGGAAUUGUCAUGACUCCAACACGAGAGCUUGCUAUCCAAAUCCAUCGAGAGUGUAAAAAGUUUUGUAAAGCAUUAAACUUACGAACAGUUUGUGUCUAUGGUGGCACAGGAAUUAGUGAGCAGAUUGCAGAACUCAAACGCGGUGCAGAGAUUAUUGUAUGUACUCCAGGAAGGAUGAUUGACAUGUUGACAGCAAACAAUGGUCGUGUUACCAACUGUAGAAGAUGUACAUAUUUGGUGCUUGAUGAAGCUGACAGGAUGUUUGACAUGGGCUUUGAACCACAGGUUAUGCGGAUCAUAGACUGCAUCAGACCAGACAGACAGACAGUAAUGUUCUCGGCAACAUUCCCUCGUCAAAUGGAAGCUCUUGCCAGAAGAAUUCUAGAUAAACCUGUUGAAAUUCAAGUUGGUGGUAGAAGUGUUGUCUGCUCAGAUGUCGACCAAAAUGUGGUUAUAAUUGAAGAAGAGAAUAAAUUCCUUAAGUUAUUAGAAUUAUUGGGUAUAUUCCAAGAACAAGGUAGUGUCUUAGUAUUUGUAGAAAAACAAGACUCUGCUGACUCACUAUUUAAAGAUUUGCUUAAAAGGACCGCUAGCAACGGUUGUCAAGGGUUAAGUCACGUGAGUGAAAACCGAGAAUAUUUGCUCGNCAAGAAUGGAGUGACAAAACUAAUGAUUGCAACUUCAGUUGCUGCCCGAGGUCUUGAUGUCAAGAAAUUAAAUUUAGUGGUUAACUAUGACUGUCCCAAUCAUUAUGAAGAUUACGUACAUCGUGUUGGGCGAACAGGUCGAGCUGGCAAUAAGGGCACAGCCUAUACUUUUCUUACUCCUGAGCAAGGAAGAUUAGCUCUUGAAGUUGUCAAGGCCCUAGAAAAUUCAGAAGUCCUUGUCCCUGGUGAUCUGAGAAGCCUUGCUUGCGAGUUCAUAGAAGGRCAGAAAGCGGAAGGCAAGCAGAUUGUCAAAAAUAGUGGUUUUUCAGGAAAAGGUAGGUUCUGAGCUAUUUAAUCAUGU